UUCUCCAACUCACCUGAAUCCUGUUCUCCGAACUCAUUCGUAAGAAGCUUUUGUGCUUCUUCGUUCCUUCGUUUAGUUUUUUUUUUCUCUUCUUUUUCUUCUCAUAUUCCGGCGAGGACACCGGCAGGAGCUUCUGCGAGUGCUGCUCAGAGGUAAUCGCAACUGUUUGGUGCUCAACAAUGACGAUCACACCGAAGAUUUCUGUCAACGAUGGAAACUUGGUGGUUCACGGGAAGACCAUACUUACUGGAGUGCCUGACAACAUUGUGCUGACACCUGGAUCAGGCCAAGGACUGAUUGCUGGGGCAUUCAUUGGUGCCACUGCUUCGCACAGUAAAAGUCUACAUGUUUUCCCCGUGGGUGUCUUAGAGGGUCACCGCUUCCUGUGUUGUUUCCGUUUCAAGUUAUGGUGGAUGACUCAGAGGAUGGGAACAUCUGGAAGGGACAUUCCACUUGAGACACAGUUCCUGCUUAUGGAGACAAAAGGUACCGAUGGGGAGGAUCCGGAUAAUUCUUCAACCAUCUACACUGUCUUCCUUCCUCUCCUUGAAGGCCAGUUCCGUUCCGCGCUGCAAGGGAAUGAAAAGAAUGAGAUGGAGAUUUGCAUCGAGAGUGGAGAUAGUACUGUUGAGACCAACCAAGGACUUUCCCUUGUCUAUAUGCAUGCUGGGACAAACCCCUUUGAAGUUAUCAAUCAAGCAGUAAAGGCUGUUGAAAAGCAUACGCAGACUUUUCUCCAUAGAGAGAAGAAAAAGAUACCUUCCUUUAUUGACUGGUUUGGUUGGUGUACUUGGGAUGCUUUUUACACCGACGUCACUGCCGAGGGUGUUGAGGAAGGACUCAAAAGCCUAUCCGGAGGAGGGGCACCUCCAAAAUUCUUAAUCAUAGAUGAUGGUUGGCAACAGAUAGAGAGCAAACCAAAGGAUGUUGAUUGUGUUGUACAAGAAGGAGCACAGUUUGCAAGUAGGCUCUCUGGAAUUAAAGAGAACUACAAGUUUCAGAAAAGUGGGGAAAACAGUGAACAGGUCCCGGGCCUGAAGGUGGUUGUUGAUCAGGCCAAGAAACGACACAAUGUGAAAUUUGUGUUUGCCUGGCAUGCUUUAGCUGGUUAUUGGGGUGGAGUGAAACCAGCAGGUGCGGGCAUGGAGCACUACGACUCCGCUUUGGCAUACCCGGUCCAGUCACCGGGUGUGAUGGGCAACCAACCUGACAUAGUCGUAGACAGUCUGGCUGUUCAUGGCAUUGGCCUUGUGCACCCGAAGAAAGUCUUUAAUUUCUAUAACGAGCUCCAUUCCUACUUGGCAUCAUGUGGAAUCGAUGGUGUAAAGGUUGAUGUGCAGAACAUUAUCGAGACACUCGGUGCUGGUCAUGGUGGCCGAGUUGCACUCACCCGUAGCUACCAACAGGCUCUUGAAGCUUCGAUCGCUCGAAACUUUACCGACAAUGGAUGCAUUUCCUGCAUGUGCCAUAACACUGAUGGUCUUUACAGUUCCAAACAGACUGCGAUUAUGAGAGCUUCUGAUGACUAUUACCCUCGUGAGCCUGCCUCCCACACCAUUCAUAUUUCUUCUGUGGCUUACAAUUCUCUUUUCCUUGGAGAAUUCAUGCAGCCUGACUGGGACAUGUUCCAUAGUUUACAUCCUACCGCAGAGUACCACGGAGCAGCUCGUGCGAUCGGGGGAUGUGCAAUCUAUGUCAGUGACAAACCAGGCCACCACAACUUUGAGCUGUUGAAGAAGUUAGUCCUUCCCGACGGAUCGGUUCUUCGUGCCCAGUUACCUGGGCGACCGACUCGUGACUGUCUGUUCGACGAUCCAGCAAGAGAUGGAACCAGCCUGCUCAAAGUUUGGAAUAUGAACAAGUGCUCUGGCGUUGUUGGAGUAUUCAAUUGCCAAGGUGCAGGUUGGUGCAGGAUCAGAAAGAAGAUUCGCAUUCACGACGAGUCUCCCGGUACCCUCACCGGUUCUGUCCGUGCUGCCGAUGUUGAUGCUAUUUCACAAGUUGCUGGUGCCGAUUGGAAGGGUGAUACCAUCGUUUAUGCUUACCGAUCAGGGGACGUUAUUCGAUUGCCGAAAGGCGCUUCGGUGCCAGUUACCCUCAAAGUUAUGGAAUAUGAUCUUUUCCAUAUUUCUCCCAUGAAGGACAUCACCCCGAACAUCUCGUUCGCACCAAUCGGCCUGCUUGACAUGUUCAACACUGGUGGCGCCGUUGAGCAAGUUGAUGUCAACAUGGUCGAACCUAAGCCAGAGUUCGAUGGUGACGUUGUCUCUGAGGCGACAGGUUCUCUCCCAGACGAUCGACCUCCAACAGCUACAAUCACCCUAAAAUCUCGAGGAUGCGGAAGAUUCGGUGUGUACUCAUCUCAGCGACCUCUCAAAUGCAGCGUGGACAAGGCCGAUACCGACUUCGUCUACGAUGCGGAGACGGGCUUAGUCACCUUCGCCCUCCCUAUCCCGACGGAGGAAAUGUAUAAAUGGACUAUUGAAAUCCAAGUCUAGAGGAGUGUUGUAUGUUUACUUUCAUAUAAAAUAGCCAAAUGCUACCAUUUCAUUUAGUGGCUUAGAAAGAGGGAGAGUAGAGCUAUAGAGAAAGAAAGGGUAAGAAGGAGGGAUGUGAUGGGGCAAUAAAUUGAAGGGUGUAACCAAUAUGAAUGUCAUUAUUGUUGUAAUCUAAUUCUAUGUAAUAAUGAAAUAUGCUUUUAUUAUUGCUUC
This is a messenger RNA of Momordica charantia (bitter melon), 2711 nucleotides long. RefSeq names its product seed imbibition 2 (gene SIP2). Gene Ontology annotation, molecular function: raffinose alpha-galactosidase activity. Lineage: Eukaryota; Viridiplantae; Streptophyta; Magnoliopsida; Cucurbitales; Cucurbitaceae. The record is from RefSeq and is a predicted model, not a curated record.